Suillus paluster is the source of this 474-nucleotide messenger RNA. RefSeq lists its product as uncharacterized. NCBI's taxonomy places the organism in Eukaryota, Fungi, Basidiomycota, Agaricomycetes, Boletales, Suillaceae. The record is from RefSeq and is a predicted model, not a curated record. Bases 1 to 474 code for a protein of 157 amino acids. The transcript is spliced from 2 exons.
AUGGCACAAGAGAUUUCAGAGCUGAAGAAUUACCUUCCUGAAUGGACAGCCGCACAAUGGGAAGAGAAACCGGGAAUUUUCACUGCCAUCACUCAAGCGGUGAGGUUGUUUGCUCCGAAGCUCGACCAUGGCGAAUGGAAAAAGAGGAAGCAGAACAGAGAUGACGUGCUCAAGAGGAUUGAGGAGGAAUAUGGGGCGAAGCCAGGAGGUUGGGAUAUGUUCAAGCAUUACCAAGCGACCGUCCGGAAGGUAAUUGCAGAAUUGUUGGAUGAUGAGUUGGAGAAGGCCAAAGAAACAGCCGAGGAAUGGUCGCACAGCAUUCCUCCACCUGAGAUCCAAGCGCAAGUCACCGGUAAGAAGGGACCCACAUACAUGGAGCAUUUCUCCAAUGAGAUGUGGAGACAAUGUGGGAUGAGAGUGUUUGUGUUGUCUGCUUGGAAGAAUGAGCAGGGACAGGUGCUAUUCGGGACAUGA